This is a messenger RNA of Lagenorhynchus albirostris (white-beaked dolphin), 1265 nucleotides long. RefSeq names its product family with sequence similarity 228 member B (gene FAM228B). NCBI's taxonomy places the organism in Eukaryota, Metazoa, Chordata, Mammalia, Artiodactyla, Delphinidae. The transcript has 8 exons. The record is from RefSeq and is a predicted model, not a curated record. Bases 1 to 1095 code for a protein of 364 amino acids.
AUGGAGUUCCAUCAUCCAGUGCCCACCAAUACUCAAGAGGAAAACAGAAUCAUAGAAAAUCAGUUCACAGAGAGGGUUAUGAGUUUGGAAAAUCACAGCUCCGCAUGCGGCGGUCAACGGACGAGGGGGGAGGCGGGGCGAGAGGGCGACGAGCCCAGCUAUUGGCUGCGGCAGCUGCCCGUCACCGAGAAGCGCUACGGCCCCGACCGCAGACCACGACCAGCCGUUGGGCGCCGGAGCUACGACUUUUCUGGUUUCUUCUCAGCCAGGCUGGUCUGCGGUAGCGCAUUUGCGCGGGACUCAGGGACGCAGCGGCCGAGUCUCCGGACCGGGCGGUCCUGCGGAAUUCGGAGUCCACCGGCCGCCUCGGCGGCGCGCGGACUCCUUGUCCGCCGCGGCGGAGGGGUCGCGGGGUGCCUCGACCGAAUCUCUGGACACGAAACGUUCUUAAUCUACCGAGGCGACGGGCUCGAGCUGACUGGACCUCAGGUGGGACGGGCUCACUCUCCCGCCGCAGCUGACGACUCAGGCGCCGUGGGCUGUCGGGCCCGGCCCUGUCGUGGUGCCAGAGAACCGAAGGCCCUGCCAGUCGAGGGAAGGGAGCUGAGGCAGUUAACUUGGCUGAACACGAACUCUGAACUUUGUCUCUCCUGCAGUUGGCAGCAGGCAUUAGCUAAAGAAGAUAUUGAUGCAGCUAUUCAAUCAAUAUUAUACAGAGAAAAUUAUAUAAUUAAGGUUACCAUCCCACCAUUUCGUGACCCUUUGAAAAAGGCACAAUAUGACAAAGACAAUGGAAAAAGAAUUCUUCUUCAGUGUGAGACUGGCAGAAUAUUUACAAUGAAAGAAUUUAAAGAGGUUGAGAAGGCCAAACUGCAUUCCAGAUUUCCAGGAAUUUCUAAUUCAAGGCACUUUAUGACUCCAAAUGAGUGGCUUAAACUGCCUACAAACUACAUAGAGAGUGAAUUUUGUAAAAGGAGCAGGUUAAAAGUAAAAGUGAAUUUUAACGAAAGUAGUUUUGACUUGAAACCCUCUGCAAAAACUCCUCAUCUUCUGGAAUCCCAGGAAGAAGAAAAAGCAGUUGUUUACAAAUUUUAGCAACCAAGGAGCACACACCCUGAGCCUUGGCUGGUAAAAGAGGACACAAAAGAAGGCUGCUUCAAAGGAAGCCAUCUGCCAGCAGGAAUCAUUCAGGAUGAGGAGCAAGAAAGGCGCUCAAGAAUUGUUCUGUGUCUAAGAAGAGCAUCUGCAAUAAACUUCAUCUUUGA